AUGGCUGCAAACCUGUUGUCCCGAUACCCAUGGGUGUCAAGCCCUUUCUUGGUCAGCGCCCCAAUGCGAGUUAUGUCCGGUCCAGCAUUAGCAGUCGCUGUUUCUCGUGCCGGGGGUUUAGGAUUCAUCGGGCCUGGUGCCAAGACACAAGACACAAGUGACGAUCUCGAGGAAGCAUCGUCGCUACUCCGCCAAGCAGCGAACUCAAUCUCAAACACUGGUUCUGCGCUACCUAUCGGUGUAGGAUAUCAGCUCUGGGCUGAUGAUAUCAACAUCGCCGUUGCUGGAAUUGAGAAAUACAAGCCUUGUGCAGCCUGGUUAUACGCCCCGCGCCGUGGACCCCAAGAUUUCGAUGACUGGUCUAGCCAAAUCCGACAUGUAUCCCCUGAGACCCAAAUAUGGAUUCAGAUUGGUACAUUGAAAGAAGCAAAACAACUUCUUCAAAGUGUUCAGCGGCCAGAUGUUGUCGUCAUUCAAGGGGCCGAGUCUGGUGGGCACGGUCGGGCGAAGGAUGGAAUGGGACUCAUGGCAUUGCUUCCUGAGGUGGCUGAUGUCAUGGCAAGCAGUCAAAUUCCCCUAUUCGCAGCUGGAGGUAUUGCCGACGGGCGCGGAGUUGCAGCCGCGAUGUGCCUGGGCGCCUCGGGUGCGGUGAUGGGGACUCGGUUCCUGGCUGCUAGUGAAGCGCGAAUUAGUCGAGGAUAUCAGAAUGAGGUUGUUCGUGCAUCUGAUGGUGCGGCUUCAACGACCCGCACUCUGCUGUACAACCAUCUCAGGGGUACAUUUGGGUGGCCGGAGGAAUACAGUCCAAGAACCAUCUUUAACAGGUCGUUCAUUGAGCAACAGCAAGGAAAGUCUUUUGAGGAACUCAAGAAACUCCAUAACGAAGCUACCAAGGCAGGUGAUAAAGGCUGGGGGCCUGAGGGCAGACUCGCAACCUAUGCCGGAGCAGCUAUUGGGUUGAUUCAUGAGGUAAAGGGGGCAGGAGAUAUUGUUCAUGAUGUUCGAGAGGAUGCUCUGAACAGGAUUGGGAGACUGCGGUCCAACAAGAUCUAA
Penicillium canescens is the source of this 1053-nucleotide messenger RNA. Its product is annotated as nitronate monooxygenase. Bases 1 to 1053 code for a protein of 350 amino acids. The transcript has a single exon. The record is from RefSeq and is a predicted model, not a curated record. Gene Ontology annotation, molecular function: nitronate monooxygenase activity. NCBI's taxonomy places the organism in Eukaryota, Fungi, Ascomycota, Eurotiomycetes, Eurotiales, Aspergillaceae.